UCUUCUGGCAGACCUAAAGAUCUUAAAAAACAUCUUGCAUAUGAGUGUCAAAAUAUUGAUUCUGAAACCAGGAUUGAAAUUUUAACUUUAUUAACACAUGGUUUAGACUCUGAUGAUGAAAUGUCAAUCGCUAAAUCUAAAAAAAAACGAAGGUUACCAAGCAAUAUAGAUAAACCUUGUGAAAACAUCUCUACUUCCUUAGACAAAGCAGAUCAGAUUAAUAAAGCAUUAGUAAAAUUA
This is a messenger RNA of Cetraspora pellucida, 240 nucleotides long. The record is from the annotation of a GenBank genome assembly. NCBI's taxonomy places the organism in Eukaryota, Fungi, Glomeromycota, Glomeromycetes, Diversisporales, Gigasporaceae.